AUGGACCAAGCGCCUUCCAUAGCUGCCAGCCUUGUCAACUAUGAAUCUCUGCAGACAGAAGUGGAACAAGCUCCCUUCUGGCUGACGGGUCGACCCCCCUACGCCAGGGCCCCUCCCUUUGCCCUGGUGGAUAAAGUGUUCGCAGAAUUUGCGGACAACUAUGCAACCAUUGAGCCUUCAAGGGAGUCCCUGGAUUUUGUAGUGGACGCUUGCAAUCUGCUAGCGCAAUUCCUUCCAGACGAGGAGGUCCGACAGCAGAAGUUCUUGGCUCUGUUGGGAGCGUGCAUGGGCAAGCAGUUCUACAGCGUCAGCAUGGCCCAGGGUGUGACUGCCACGGAUGGCAGCAUUGUGGAUGACAUCGCAGGGCCAGAGUUUGCAGCUGCCCAUGCGGUGAUCAAAAAGGACAUUGCAGCUGGGACAGAAGCAGACCGCUGCGCCGAGUUGCUCUCCUACCAAUACCUGCUUGUCAACAGGCUGUUCCCAAAGAACAGGCUGGCAGCCUCCCCAUGCUUCACAAUUGAAGUCAUCGGGUGUCUGAUGAGGAUUGGAGCCGUGGCAUACGUGCAAGAGAGGAUGGCAUUCCAGCCCCUCACGCCUUUCUUCCACAUGCUGGAUGUCCGACCAGGAGACACAGAACAUUUGGAGACAGUGGCGAGAGCGGUGGAGGCGCUGAUCAUAGGCGUGGAUCAUUUGUAUGCUGCGUAUGACUGCUCUCCCCUUGAGGAGCGGGAUCCUGUCUUUCCGUACUCCCUGGCAGACGAGAGGUUUCUCCAGGCGCGGCCACUCAUUGACAAGAGCGUACUGGUCUUCGACGUCCAAAUGGCUGAAGGAGAGGAGAAGUGCAUUCUGGUGAAAUUUCCCACGUCUUAUGGCACGGACGUCCACAGGUCCUUGGCUGCAGCAGGGCUGGCGCCACAGCUGUAUGCUGUGACUGAGCUGCCAGGCGGUUUCUUACAGGUUGAAAUGGAGCUCUUGUCGGCAGAGGACGGAUGGAUGUCGCUGGACACGUUCAAUGCCACGGAGCUGGCGUCAGUGGAGUCUGCACUGCUGGAUUCGCUGCGCCGCGUGCAUGGACUGAAAGUGCCCUCUGGAGGCUCGAUUGUGCUUGCUGACUGCAGGCCUUGCAACAUCAUGAUACGGUCCUCACCUGAUGGUGAAACAGAGGUUCGUUUUGUGGACUUUGACUGGUCUGGAGAGUCAGGGGUCAUCCGUUACCCGUGCUUCAUGAACCACCGGUCUGUACCGUGGCCAGAAGGCGCAAGAGACUACAAAGUAGCGUUCCAAGAGCACGACAUUGCACUGCUGUCGUCUCACCUGCCGGGCUCUCACCGGCGGCCUAAGUCCCGCAAAAAGCCCCCGUCAGCUGCGGAGCCAGCCAGGCAGGUUGAGCUGGCGCUCAGGCAGUAA
This is a messenger RNA of Coccomyxa subellipsoidea C-169, 1407 nucleotides long. RefSeq lists its product as hypothetical. The record is from RefSeq and is a predicted model, not a curated record. The transcript has 8 exons. NCBI's taxonomy places the organism in Eukaryota, Viridiplantae, Chlorophyta, Trebouxiophyceae, Coccomyxaceae. The coding region runs from base 1 to 1407 and encodes 468 amino acids.